AUUCCUGUCCAGCCCAGCAAAUAUUCAACUCGCGUGUUUCUUUAUCUUAUUUACUUGGUCUGCGAUAUCAAUUUGCUUUAUUCUGCUAAUUGAGGCAGGGGCAAAAUGUAUUGCUUCCGGCGGGCUGCCCUCCGUCUUCUCUCGUCGUCUGCAUUUGCGACACACUUACAGCCUCGAUCAGUAAAUGCAAUCAAUCGAUGUCGAUUACCGUUUUUCGUUCCGCGACAAUCCCCGCAUUAUGCUUUUCAACGCCGGUGGAAUAGCGAUGAGGCCGGGGGGAGAGAGCCGCUAGAUGUGGAGAACGAUAAAGAAGAUAAGAAAGACACAGAAAAUAAGAGCGAAGAUGCCGCAGCACAGGAGGAAAAGCGUGAAGUUACUGAAGAGACCGAGCUCGAGUUAAAGUCCACGCCCACCGAGACAGCCGCAGAAACAGAAGUGAAGCCAGAAACGAUAAGCCAAAACCUGGAGGUGUCCGCAAACUCAGACCCAGAUGCGACAGAGGAAGAGGGGCCACGAACCGAGUCUGAGCCUACAUCGAACAAAACACAAGAAGCUGCACCGACACCACCAUCCGGUCCUGCGCGGUUCAGAUAUGUGGAGCAACCAGCGGCGCCGAAGGAGACGAUUUUCAUCUCCAACUUAUACUUUGAUGUCACCGCGGACGAUUUACGGAAGAAGAUGGAAGACUUUGGGGUUGUUGAGAAUGUGACGAUUGUUCAUGAUGCGCGGGGGAUUAGCAGAGGGUUCGGAUACGUUACCUACGACACGACCGAGUCUGCCAGCAGUGCAAUCGAGAACAUGGACGGCAUUUACUAUGAAGGUCGUCAGGUCUUUGCCCAAUACGCGCGCGUCAACACCGGCGACUACAAGCUCCGAAAACCCAAGAACCCGCCUUCCAGAACGAUUUUCGUAAGCAGAAUUCCGCCUGAGAUGACCGUUCAAGAGCUACAUGAACUUUUCGACGACAUUCACAACGUUAUUGAUAUCCGGGUGUCCGUUGACCGGCGCACGGGGUACCUUCGGGGCUUUGCGCACGCUGAGUUCCUUGACCUCCAGAGCGCCAAGGAAGCGUUUGAAGUUCUUGGCAAAAAGAGGCCGCAUAACAAGCCGCUUAAACUUGAUUACAGUCACACGAACAGGAAGAUGCCGGGGCCUAAUAUUGGUGCUGGAUUUGCGGGCUACGAGCCACCUGUUUACAGUGGUCCCUCUUCAUCGUAGUCUUAAUUGGGAGCUUUGUGAUGUCUUUUCUAUAUGUACUAUAUACGUUGCAAGCGGUUUUGUAUUUCUAUUUCAUGUUUGAUAGAUGACGGACGCAAUGACACCUUUCCUCUUUGGGAAUAACGUAAUCGACCAC
Aspergillus glaucus CBS 516.65 is the source of this 1354-nucleotide messenger RNA. RefSeq names its product nucleic acid-binding protein. NCBI's taxonomy places the organism in Eukaryota, Fungi, Ascomycota, Eurotiomycetes, Eurotiales, Aspergillaceae. Gene Ontology annotation, molecular function: RNA binding. Bases 106 to 1218 code for a protein of 370 amino acids. The record is from RefSeq and is a predicted model, not a curated record. The transcript is spliced from 3 exons.